Molecule: messenger RNA, 6468 nt
Organism: Stegostoma tigrinum
Lineage: Eukaryota; Metazoa; Chordata; Chondrichthyes; Orectolobiformes; Stegostomatidae
Product: cilia- and flagella-associated protein 44
Exons: 34
Coding region: 911-6367 (1818 amino acids)
Molecular function (GO): protein binding
Source: RefSeq, a predicted model, not a curated record
GUUUGAAGGUGUGCAUGUGGGAGAGGUUGAGGGGGUGUGUCUGGGUGAGAGGUUGAGAGGGGGGUGACAGUAUAUCUCAGAGUGGGGGUGAGAGGGUUAGAGAGGGAUCAUGAGUGUGAGGGAAAGAGAAGGGUUGAGAGGGUUGGAUAGGGAGGGCGAGUAUGCAGGAAAGAGGGAGUGAGAGGGUGGGCGAGUGUGAGGGAAAGAGAGGGGGUGACAGUGUACAUGUGAGAGGGAUUGAAAGGGGAGAGGGAGCUAAAGAGAAGGGGUGAGGAAGAGGGCGUGACCAAGGCAGAGACACAAAUUUAGAAUGUGAGAGAAAGGGAGAGUGUGUGUGGGAGACAUUGAGAAGAGAUGGUGAAUGUCUGUGUGUGUGAGAGAGAGAGAGAGAGAGUGUGUGAUAAGUUAACAAGAGGGAGAUGGGGGGGAUCUUGUGAUUGAAGGAGAGAAAGAUCUUGAGUGAGGGAGAAGGAGAGAGGUAUCAUGAGUGAGGGUGGAGGGAGAGGUAUUGUGAGUGGGGGAGAAGGGGAGGAUGAGUGUGUGUAUACUUGUGUGAGAGAGAGAGAGGGUUCAAUGAGAGCAAGUGAAAAAGUGAGACUGAUGGGAUAAGGCUGAGUGAGAGAGAAAGGAUGAAUAAGCAUAUCUGUAUAUUUAACGGUAUGUUUAUUUACGAGUGAGCACUUUGGCUGAAGAGCUUGAAUGAGGAGUCACUGUCUGAGGAUAGCUUUUUGGAACUGACAAGGAGAAUGGUCUUCAUUCAGCAGAUUGUGACUCUUUGUUAUUCUGUUCCCUGUGCAGCUGACCCUCUGUUGUUCAGUAGAUUUAGUGCUACUAGUUUACUCAAUGAAUCCAGUUGCUGUGGCAAUAUUCACUUUUACAUGCAUGUUCUUGUCUGGAGCUAUGGUUAGUGAUGGUAGAGGCUUCAAUUUCUUUCUACCAAGUGGCUGACCAGGAAUCUCUUCCACUCUUACUACCUGCCAUUGGCAUGCAUUGGGAGGAUUUACAAGAUAAAAUAAAAGAAGGGUCUGCUGCCGAGAAUGUUGAUUUUGGCGAUCUUGAAGGUGACCAGAUAGAUGAAAGUGAUGUUCGAGAGGAUGAAACAACAGUUACAGCUGAAGAAGAAGAACGACCUGCACAGGAGGAGGAGGAGGACAUCAAUAAGGAACCAAACAAAACAAAAUUAGAAAGAAUCCUUUCAGAUGACUUCUUCUAUGACUAUGAAGAGAUAUACUCAAAAGCAAUCAUCACCCCAGACUCAGAAAUCCCAGAGGAUCUGCUCACCUUUAUAUAUUCUUUUGGUUAUGACUGCACUCGGCGUGUGAACAUUCAACUCAUAGAUGAGCAAACUAUAAUAUUUGUAGCUGGUAAUCUGGUAAUCUUAAUGGAUAUUAAGACCAAGGAACAAAAGCACCUUCGGAGCAGCAGUGGAGGAGGCAUUGGCAUUGUGAUGGUUCAUCCAAGCGGAAGCUAUUUUGCUGUAGGUGAGAAGGGAAACAUGCCCAAAAUUAUAGUCUAUGAAUAUCCUUCGCUGAAGCCAUACAGAAUCAUGCGAGGGGGAACUACGGAAGCUUAUGCUUUUAUCGACUUUAAUUCAACGGGUACUCUGCUGGCCAGUGUAGGGGGCAAUCCCGAUUAUAUGCUCACCAUCUGGAAUUGGAAGCAGGAAAAAAUAGUGCUGCGCUCAAAAGCAUUUUCACAGGAUGUUUAUCGGGUCACUUUCUCACCAGAAAAUGACGAACAAUUGACCACCUCCGGCACAGGACACAUCAAGUUUUGGAAGAAGGUGGAGACCUUUACUGGGUUGAAACUGCAAGGUGAACUUGGCAGGUUUGGCAAGACUGCGCUGACAGACAUUGAAGGUUAUGUAGAGUUGCCAGAUGGAAAGGUUGUGUCUGGCUGUGAAUGGGGUAAUAUGUUGUUGUGGGAUGGAGGUCUUAUCAAACUGGAACUAAGCAGAAGGGAUGGCAAGCCAUGUCACCAAGGACCUAUAAAUCAAUUUGUACUGGAUGAAGGAGAACUUAUUACGAUUGGUGCUGAUGGGUAUGUGCGGGUCUGGGAUUUUGAGACCAUUGACACAGCGGAGUCUUAUGAUGAGGAUUCUGUAAUAGAGAUGGAACCAAUGAAUGAAUUGCACGUUGGCAGGCAUGUUAACCUCCGGUUCAUGGUGAAGUUCAAAGACUCAAACUUUAUUUGGUGUGCCCAGGAUGCCAAUGGCAAAAUCUGGAAACUUGACCUCUCCUUUUCAAAUAUUACCCAAGACCCUGAGUAUCUGUUUUCUUUCCAUUCUGGGCCAAUCCAGGCCAUGGACCUUUCACCACUCACCUAUCUGAUGGCAACAACAGCACUUGACCGCACGGUACGCAUCUAUGACUUUGUGAGAAAAAAAUCAAUGGCCACUGUGAAAUACAGUCAAGGAGGAACUGCACUAACCUGGGCACCUCUUGUGCUGUACCCAAAGGGAAACAUGAUCACUGUAGGGUUUGAAGAUGGUGUCAUCAGAAUCUUGGAAAUCUAUAACCCAAAAAGCCUUGCGCAUGUUGCUGGCCGAUCAAAAGUUGGUGAGAUUGAAUUUCGACUAAAACAGGCCUUGAAGCCACACUCAGCGGCUGUCACUGCUAUUGCUUAUGAAUAUAGUGGACAAAUGCUUGCAACGGGAAGCACAGACAACACAGUGUUUUUCUUUCUAACUGGGAAUAAAUAUACACCAGUGGGAUUCAUCAAGGUACCAGGACCAGUUGUGAGCUUGGAGUGGUCUCCGCCUAGCCAUGAGAAAACUAAGUUACUCAUAUUUUGUGAAAAUGGUUACGUGGUUCAAGCUGCAUAUCCAGAAUUUAAGGAACUAGAUACAACAUUAACAUUUGAAAUUCCCCUUCUGAAGCAGUGUUUUCAUUUCAAGAGCAUCAGGUCGAGCAUUGAGAGAAAUGCAGAAAUUGAGCGGAGGCGGAAGAUAAAGGAUCAAAAAGAGAAAGAAAAACAAGAAAGGCUCAAAGAAAAGAAGAAAAUGGCAGAAGAGAAUCCAGAAUUGGCUGCUGAGCAAGAGGAAGAGGAGGAGCAGGAGGAGGAAGAAGAGGAGGAAGAGGAGCAACUCCCAGUGAUCUAUAUUCCUCCUGAACCAAAUGCCGUAUUAUGUGGUUUCUACUCAAAUCCAGGGUGUUUCUGGUUAUCUGUGGCUGGUUAUGAUUCCGGAUAUCUUUACCAUUGUGAGUUCUCAGAUGAAGAGAGAAUUAAUGAGGAUGAUGUCAUUAAUAAGGAAGAACCAUUUGCUUUCUUGGCCAUUGAAGAUGCAAGUGAAAAUUCAAUCAGACAAAUGAUUUUCAAUUCAGAAAGAAGCCUUCUAUUUUGUGGGAUGGAAAAUGGAGCUAUUCGUAUCUAUCCUGUCUCGUUCAAUGAUUAUGAUCUGAAAUCCAUGCAAAUAUUCUGGAGCCUGAAUGCUCAUGACAAUGACUAUGGGCACAUCAAACAAAUCUGCAUUAGUUAUGAUGAUCAGUUUUUGGUGACAUGCGGAGCUGAUGGCAACAUCUUUGCCUUCAGUAUACUUCCUGAGGAGGACAUUGCUGAGUUGCUGAGAGGAAAACAAGCACAGGUGCCAUCUCCCAGGAAAGAUCUUGCAAUGGAGAAAAUAGCAGAUGAUAUUGAUGAUCCAAAUGCCUACAGCCUUGAAAAUGCUAAAAAGAAAGCAGAGUUGGAUCAGAUUAUGAAGCUGGCAGAGGAAAAGAAAGCAAAGAAAAGAUUGGAGCUGCGCGACCUGAGAGAUGAGUUUAGAGAACUUCAAAUAAAAAAUGCGGAACUACCUGAGCAUGUCCAGCUCAACAAAGAGGAUUUUGAGCUGGAUCGCCAGAUUCGAGAAGAGGUUGAAAAACAAAUUGCUGAUCAGAUUGAGUUAGUUUAUAAAGAAAUGGCAUGGGAACGGGAGAAGUACCACAUUGGCCUUCAAAAACUUCAAGCCAGAUUUCGAAAUGCAGUGGAGUUUGACUUGAUCGUUGUACAUUGCUUUGAAAGCGAUCACAAAGUAUCGACUUAUCGGGUAACAUCUUUGUCUGAAAAGUAUCACCAGUUGAAGACUGAUAUGAUGAGGAGGAGCUUGGUACAGGUUGACCAAAAAAGCAAAGAGAACCUUUUUAAGGAAAGCAAAGCAACAGGCAUCGAUAAAGAAGAGACUGCAGAACAGGACCUGGAUGUCCAUCUGUUGAAAGGUACACAACAUCCACAAGUAAAGAUGACUGCUGGAAUGCGGCAAGUUGAAAGAAUGAUAAACAAUUCAGAGAAAGCAAAAAUGAAAAUUGACCAGAGGAAAAACGAAUGGAAACAACUUUACGCAAACAGACCUGAUGAUAAUUAUGAAGAUCCAAAUGAUGUGGCAGCGAUUAAAGAAGCUCAGGAGAAUAUGGGGGAUUUCAAGUUAAAGACCGCUCCUGACUACACCGUGCCAGAACACUUGCGUAUUAAUGCAGAAAAGAAAAGGAACCAGCUCGUUCGGCUCGAAGAGUCGAUUCACGAACUCAAAGUUGCAAUGAGCGAGAAGGUGGUCUAUCUUCGUGACACAAAAGUCAAUAUUAUUAAAGAAAUCACCAGCCUUACUGAGGAGUUGCGGUUGAUACAGACCAAACUUGAUCCUUCACAACAUCUUCCCAUUCCCGCUGUACCGAGUCUGUACCCUGAUGAAAUGCCUGAGAAGAAGUUCCAAUAUGACCAGGAAAAACUACUGGAAUUCAGGGAAAGAAACAGUUCCAGCUCAAAACACAGGACGAUAUCUGAACAGCUUGGUGAAGGAACAAAAUUACCUGAAACUUCAAAUGCAUCUGAAACCAGCACAAGCCAACAACCAGAACAAAAUAUUGCCUCAACCAUUGGCAGUUUUGUAAUCGAACCAUCACUGCUGGAGGUCGAAAUCAAAAUCAUUGAAGAGAAGACCAAUCUCUAUUUGCAAACUGCAGUGCUGCAGAAGAUCGAUGAUUUGAUAAAGAACUUUGAUGCAGAGGUUCGGGUUGUUUCCCACCAGAAGUGCAAGCUGGACAUCUCCAUGAAAAUGGCUGAUCUACGGCAAGUUACACUUUUUGAAGAGGUUCUUUUGUUGAAAGAGUUUGAAAAGAGUGAAGACAUUUUGCAGGAACGUGUCAAUCAACGCAUUACUGAGCGCCUCGAAACACAAAUUAAAUCAGAGGAAUGUUUGCAGCAGUUAGAGGCCAAGAAACGUGACUUAGCCAAACUGCAAGAGAAGGAGAAAGCCCUUCAUACCACCUUCCUGAUAUCCCUGGGUGAAAACAACAAACAUGCUGAUUUUCUGACCAAAGUCUUCAAGAAGAAAAUCAAACGUAAAAAAAAGAAUGAAGCAAAAGUUACAUCAGAGUCAGAUGAAGAGAGUGAUGAAGAAUCAGAUGACGAAUUUGGCUACAGUGAUGAGGAUGAAUCAGAUUCUGAUGAUGGUGGGGUGGACGACUCUGCUUGUCCAGAGACUUGUGACCCAGCAUUAUUUGAAAACACCCUUCAACUUCGAGAAAAACGACUGGAUAUUGAGGAAGCCUUGGCUGAAGAGAAAAAAACAGUGGAAUUAAUAAAGAAAGAAUAUGACAUGAUUGCUAAAAAGGUAAAAAUUAUUGAAGGAACUGUAAAGUCUGCAAAGAAAGAUCUCGAAGUAUUGCAACGUGAGAAACAACAGAAACUUAAUGAACUGUAUGUUGUCGUUCCUCUGAAACUCCAUCAGGUGGAGUACAUUGUCAAUGGAGACAUGCCAAAUGAUCUUGUACUCGGAUUGAUUUUCACCAAUCCAGCCUUAAAUUUGCUGCAGAAGCGAAUCAAAGAACUCCAGGUGGAGAAGGACGAGCAGCGAGAAUUGUUUAAACAAGCGAGGCAGAAACAUGUCCAGCUUCUGCGGGACAAAGCAGAGAUGGAAGCUGAAAUAGCAGAGUUAGAAGAGAAGUGUUAUCAAGAAAUGAUCCGGAAAUUUGGUCGUGUGGUUGAUCUGGAAGCAUUGCAAACACUGUCAGUGAACAUGACCCUAGAAGAACUGAAAGAGAAGAUAAAUGUCAAUGACAUUCAAUUCCAAAGAAGAAUUAGACAAAAAGAUGAGAAAAUAGCAGAAUUGCAAGCUGAGCUCACAGAUUUCACCAGGCAAUACACAUGCAGACUGGAUCAGAUGAAUAUGCUGACAUCGGAAAAGAGGAGAAUUGAAACACAGUUAAAUAACCAACAGAAGAAAAUGGGUGCUGAGAUUCAGAAGCAAAAGGCAACAUUGGAAGAGAGGCAGGACUUGAUGAAAAUUGUGGAACAACAAGCAAAAGAAAUUAACAAACUGAAAGAUGAAAUUGGGACACUAAUCCGGAAAGGAGGUCACAUCCUCCCUCCCUCACAACCACCUUUAGCACAGUGAAGCUCUUAGCUUAUAUACAUAAUGUAUCUUUUUUUCUUGCGUUUGUUUUAAAUUUUUGUUUUCCUUGUACUUGUAUAUGAUUUCAGAUUGGUUUGACAAUA